This is a messenger RNA of Pocillopora damicornis (cauliflower coral), 1617 nucleotides long. RefSeq lists its product as uncharacterized. NCBI's taxonomy places the organism in Eukaryota, Metazoa, Cnidaria, Anthozoa, Scleractinia, Pocilloporidae. The record is from RefSeq and is a predicted model, not a curated record.
UUUACAAAUAUACAACAACAGUCAACAAAAGGUCGGCAGAACUGAAGGGUCGCAGGCGAGUGAACACAUUUACUACAAUUUUCUUCUCGUGAACCUACUCUUUGUCGCAAUAUGAGGAUGAGUAGCGAGAAGAGAACCAUUUGGAUAAUUGUCAAAGAUGGAGAAGUCAUGUCUGAUCUAAAGCGAUUCCAGUUCAACUGUGUCGAUGGAGUAGAGGAGGAGGACAAGGUCUAUGAAAAAACCAAGUUCUUAGAGGAUCUUGCAGAGCAACUUGGUUUGUCAGGAUUUGAAAAGACCAGUGUCUUAAAGCUAAGGAAUGGCAGAGGUUCUCUUAUACCACUAAGUAGAAGAACUCCUGAAAAUACAGUAACAAGCCCCUACAUUCUUGAAGUUUGUAGAAGACAUUCAACAGUAAAACCCAGUCCUAGAAGAAUUGAUGUGCCCAGUUACAAUGAAACAUACCAGAGAAAGUUAACGACAUUUACCAAGCGGAUUAGCAGGCUGGAGGAAACUCUUCCUCAACUGUCACUCUUGCGAGAUGCUAAACUUAGCGCGGAAGUGAAAACUUUGGAACAGAGAUUAAUGUUUUUGAAUUCAAAACUCCAGGAAGCUGAUUCUCGGCAAUGGAAAGGAAUGUUUACUAAACAUCCUUUGUGGUGACCAGCAAACUCCACACAGGUCCAUUGGACUUAGUAUGAUUGAGGCGACUAAGUUAAAGAGUUGUACAAAACUUCUAUAAACGUGUUUUGCCUAGAUGGCGGGCAUCAUUUAUUGCCUUGUUGAAGUGGAGCAAACUGUACUAAGGUCAAAAUUUACAGUGUGUGGAAAAGACACAUUACAGUGGUAGUCAGUUUUUUAAUUAUUAUUUCCCUGCUUUGUAAAUGUGGAGGGAAAGCGAACGCGCAGUUUAGAUCGCUAGCUGUCUUAUGUUGGAACUCCGAAAAAUUUCGAAAGUUAUAUAGCCAAGUAUAGUUUAAUGAAAUGGUUAUACAAAUGCUUAUGGUUAUGCAAAGAAUAAGUAGAUUUUACACCGUUGAAAUCCGAAUUGCAAUUUCCUUCAGGUCAGAUUGCAUUCUAUAUCUUCACAUCAAUAUCGUUUUCGGGAAUGAAAGCAGCAACAACAUGCGUGGCCCUGAAGUUGCAUAGUUGCUGUUAGAGAUACGUUGAACAUGAUAUCUGUAAGGAACUGUACAGUUUGCAUUAAAAUUACUGUAAUUCUUUACUCAAUUAUGUCCCACACUUCGACUGCUCUGUAAAGACUUUUUAUUUUUGCAGCAAAAGUUCGACUGACAAGUUGGAAAAAAAUGUUAAUUAAAAAGUCUUUUUUUUUUUUAUCUUUUUUUUUUUUCUAGAAACAAGCAGCUGUAGAUCACAGACAGUUCUUUUAACGAAAGUUUAUUUACAGCGACAUACGGCCGUUCAAAAACAUAGCCAUGUUAAUCAAACAAACAGACAAAGGAAAUAAACAAACACAGGAAAAAGAGUGAGAAAGGGAAACUAUUAUAAUCGAGAUUAGCAGCUUCUUGGCACGGGAAUGGUUAGCUUAAUAAAGCUGUAUUCGAACGAGCAAGUUCAGUUCUCUGACAAUAAAAGGCUUCCUCUUUUAAUUUUCCCUCA